AGCAGGUCCAGGCCGGGGGUCUCACAUAAGACGUUGACCAUCACCACCUUUCCAUUCUAUCGCUAUCAGAUCCCCGGCGUUGCCCCGUCAUCCCCUCACUCAUCAUGCUGCCGUACUGCAAGAUAGCUGUCAUUCAGUUGUAUGUCAAACCCCUCAAACCGGCCGACAACUUCGCCCGGGCGGUGCAAUUCAUCCGCGAGGCCGCUGCCCAGGGUUGUCAUUUGGCCGUGCUGCCAGAAUUCCACUUGACGAACUGGAUUCCAACCGAUCCGAGUUUCGCCGCUUUGUGUGAUGAUUGGGAGAACUACGUGCAUCGGUAUCAGGCUCUAGCCAAAGAGUGCAAUACCUGUAUUGUACCGGGGUCCAUUGUGCGCCCUGUAUCAGCGUCUCCACAAGAAGCAUCAGCCUCAUCCACAGAACCCAUCGACAAGCCCACCCCAGCCUUGGAGAAUGUCGCCUUCUUUAUAUCCAACACAGGCGAGAUCCUAGGCUCUUACGUGAAAAAGAAUCUUUGGGGUCCUACCGAGCGAGCGUACCUUCGCUCCUCCGGCAACAGCCCGCACCAAGUCAUCUCGACCCCCUUGGGCCCUGUAGGCCUCCUCGUGUGCUGGGAUCUAGCAUUUCCUGAAGCCUGGAGGGAACUGGUAUCUCAGGGAGCCAAGAUCAUCAUCGUGCCCACCUUGUGGACCCGUAGCGGAGCCUCCGAAGCUGGCCAUCGUCAGAACCCAUCAGCGCCAUCCCUGUUCCUCGACAGUAUUCUGACCGCGCGUACCUUUGAAAAUACUUGUGCGGUAGUCUUCGCCAAUGCAGGCGGGCCUCCAGGUAGGAACUACUGUGGCCUUUCCCAAAUCAACAUCCCCUAUGCCGGUCCGCUGGUUCGUUUGGGCACUUCAGCUGAAGGUAUGGGCGUUGCUACUCUGGAUUUAGCGGUGCUAGAGGAAGCGGAAGCAAACUAUGCUAUCCGGAAGGAUUUAGCAGACCCUUCCUGGCACUACAGGCAUACCCAAAGAAUUCCUGCCGAGCCUUCGAAAGGGAAAUUAUAGCUCGGUC
This is a messenger RNA of Aspergillus caelatus, 1050 nucleotides long. Its product is annotated as carbon-nitrogen hydrolase family protein. The transcript has 2 exons. The record is from RefSeq and is a predicted model, not a curated record. Gene Ontology annotation, molecular function: hydrolase activity, acting on carbon-nitrogen (but not peptide) bonds, in linear amides. Bases 105 to 1043 code for a protein of 312 amino acids. NCBI's taxonomy places the organism in Eukaryota, Fungi, Ascomycota, Eurotiomycetes, Eurotiales, Aspergillaceae.